GGUGGGGGGAAUGGGGGUGUGUGUUUGCUGAAGUGUGGAGUUUUGUAACAUUACCCGUAAUCCGUUUCUUACCUAAAUCGCUGUGUGUUAGCCAUAUGUAGAAGGAUUCAGUUUUUGUGGGCACCCGGGCACCCUGCCCAUGUUCUGGCGUACGUUGCAUCAUGCUACCAGCCCGGCUGAUCUUCACGCCCGUGUUGAUCGUCUGUAGCGGCCGGCGGGGCGAGCUCACGCGGGUGGCGCGGUGAUGGCUUGCAACCUCUGCGGGUCGUCUUGCGACGCGCCUCUGCUGUACGGCGAGCUUCUGCGCAAGCGAGAGAUUGUCUGCCACCACUUCUGCUUGCUAUUUUCUCAGGGUCUGCCGCAAAAUGGUAGCGAUCAUGAGGGACUCCAGGGUUUCAAGCUUCCAGAUAUACGCAAGGAAAUUAAGAAAUCUGCGCGUAAGGUGUGUCACUUCUGCCAGCGGCGCGGCGCCCACUCCCGCUGCCACGCGCCAGAGUGCAGCAAGAAGUUCCACGUCAGCUGCGCCGUCCACGCCGGCGCACUGCUCAGCUUCUUCGGCCGGUUUGAGUGA
Pollicipes pollicipes is the source of this 571-nucleotide messenger RNA. RefSeq names its product PHD finger protein 7. The transcript is spliced from 4 exons. NCBI's taxonomy places the organism in Eukaryota, Metazoa, Arthropoda, Thecostraca, Pollicipedomorpha, Pollicipedidae. Gene Ontology annotation, cellular component: nucleus. The record is from RefSeq and is a predicted model, not a curated record. Bases 245 to 571 code for a protein of 108 amino acids.